Molecule: messenger RNA, 2480 nt
Organism: Hyposmocoma kahamanoa
Lineage: Eukaryota; Metazoa; Arthropoda; Insecta; Lepidoptera; Cosmopterigidae
Product: sodium/potassium/calcium exchanger 4-like
Exons: 11
Coding region: 132-1706 (524 amino acids)
Biological process (GO): calcium ion transmembrane transport; intracellular calcium ion homeostasis
Cellular component (GO): membrane
Molecular function (GO): calcium channel activity; calcium, potassium:sodium antiporter activity
Source: RefSeq, a predicted model, not a curated record
CCAAUGCUAUUGAGCUGUAUAUACAGCGAAAUAUUCGAAUUUUUUAUUUGACAAAGCGUAUUUUUAAUACUUAACUUCUCUAGAUCGCAUUUAACUUUCUAGUCAGCAAAUUUAUUUUUAAUUUCUUGUUAAUGGCCAACAUGUUGAUAAGGACUAGACAGCAUCAGUGCAAAAUUCGAUUAGCAGUUUUUAUAAGAGUGAUUUUAUUUUUUGGAAUUCCAUCUUUUUACUUCCUAUUUCUAACUGUGAACGACGUAAAUGAAGAGUUCUCCGCCUCGAACCCAGAUAAUUACAAUGCAGGUCAUUCCCGUCACCUGCUGAGCGUCUUGGAAAAGGAGGGCCGCAAUUGCACUCCUCCUGCGAUAUUGGAGUUCCCGCCUGAUGGUUUUACUCGAGAACAAAGAAAACAUGGUUUCGUUGCAAUUCAUUGCAUACUGGCUAUCUACUGUUUUCUUUUGCUGGGCACUGUAUGCGAACAAUAUUUCGUUCCGGCGAUGGAAAUGAUAUGUGAACGACUGAAUAUGGCGUCAGAUAUAACAGGAGCUACAUUCAUGGCGGCGGCGAGCUCCAGCCCCGAGCUAUUCAUCAACUGCGUAGGCACCUUUGUAACUGAGGGCGAUCUGGGUGUGGGGGCCAUUGUGGGCUCAGCUGUAUUCAACGUGCUGGCCGUACCUGCUUGUUGUGCUCUAAUGGCUGGCAGGGUAAUAGAACUUGAUUGGUGGUCAGUAUCGCGAGACUGUCUGAUGUACGCCUUGGCGGUGGUAGCGCUCAUCUUGUCUCUUCUCGACGACCGUAUCUACUGGCACGAGGCGCUGGUUCUCGUGCUCAUGUACACCUUCUAUAUACUAGCGAUGGUGUUCAACGAACAACUGGGUUUAUUCUUCCGGAGAGGGUGUUGUUAUCCCAAAAAAACGAAAAUGUACACUGAAAUAACUCCGCUACUGAUAGAAGAAAAAAGUCAUCCGUUGGAUGCAGCCCGACGUAUGAAUCGACCUACCCAAGAUGUAGAAGAGGGGAUCGAAAUGAGUAAACGACACGACUCCACUGGGUCAGAAGACAGCAUAAGUACCGUGUGGUCUUGGCCGGAUGAGAAGUCGUCUUACGUGAAGAAACUGCUGUGGGCGCUGACGUGGCCGCUUAGCCUGGUGCUUUGGCUUUCUAUCCCCGAUUGCCGCCGUCGCCCUCGCCUCUACCCACUUACGUUCAUCAUGUGCAUAGUGUGGAUUGCCUGCGUGUCAUACCUUAUUGCUUGGUUCAUCACCGUAAUUGGAGACACCCUCAACGUUCCGGACAGCAUCACUGGCCUGACUAUCCUGGCUGCCGGCACCAGUCUCCCUGAAGCAGUUUCCAGCGUGCUAGUUACUAAUCAUGGCCAUGGCACCAUGGGCAUCAGUAACUCAAUUGGAUCCAACACUUUUGACAUCUUGCUUUGUCUCGGUCUACCGUGGCUCAUCAAAUCCUUGUUUUACCCAUCCAUCCCCGGGAACCAUUGGAUAUCAUUAAACUCGAGCGGACUAUCAUACAGUGCAAUAUCUCUUCUAUCCACGCUGUUCAUUUUAUACGGAUGCAUAGCUUUGAACAAGUUCCAGCUGGACUGGCGCAUAGGAGUCACCUGCUCAAUCACAUACGCCGGCUUCCUCGUAUUGGCUGCCAUCAUAGAGCUCAAUGUGCUAUUCGUCGUCAACCUACCUAUAUGUCCUCAUUGAAUUAAAGAAAGAGAAUAACUAAACAUUACAUAUAUUUACAACAACAGUUAAUAAAUGAAGUAAACCUGGAGUUAUAGAAAAUAGGCGGACAAAUUUCAUUAAUUCUUAAUUUAAUAUGUAUACACUACAUUGGGGUUGAAAUCAAUUUUAUUACGACUUAUGUUUUUUGGAAUCAUUAACAAGAAGACAAACUUACUCAUAUGUACAUUUUUUGAGUCGCAGGUAGGAAAUCGGACUGAGAUUUUGGAAAAAAAUAUUAUACUUAUUACUUACUCACUUACUUUAUUGUUUUAAAUGUGUUUCGUAGAUAUUAUAAUAAAUGUUUCUGAGUAGGUACCUACAUGUAGCUAUCCUAGGUCAGAAAAUGAAGAACCAUAGAAUUAAUCGAAUAUUACUUAGGAAAUAUAUCUAAAGGCGGCUUCCCACGGUUCCAGUCGCUCGUUACUUGAACACGCGCCGUGGAAAGAAGACCGCCGCCCGAACGCGUCCGUGCUUGCCCAUGUUCGUAUCGGCCCACGCAGCUAGUCGGUAACUUCAGGGCUCAUUCAGAGUACAGGCGCGGGCGCGGCCGAGGGUACUGGCGCACGCGGUCUUGACGUCCCCCCUUUCACAGCGGGUAGAUGCACACGUCGAAAUGACAAACAGACGGUUGACGCUAGACCUGGCUAGACCAAGGACUGUAAAAGGUACGGGCGGACCUAGUCAAUAUACAUUGACGCGCGUCUCGCGCGCCCCCGCGCCCGCGCCCGCCUCGAGAUAGGCGCGUGGCCACUG